Molecule: messenger RNA, 869 nt
Organism: Polyodon spathula (Mississippi paddlefish)
Lineage: Eukaryota; Metazoa; Chordata; Actinopteri; Acipenseriformes; Polyodontidae
Product: F-box/WD repeat-containing protein 5-like
Exons: 6
Coding region: 1-693 (230 amino acids)
Biological process (GO): protein ubiquitination
Cellular component (GO): Cul4-RING E3 ubiquitin ligase complex; SCF ubiquitin ligase complex
Molecular function (GO): protein binding
Source: RefSeq, a predicted model, not a curated record
AUGGUAACAGCAGCAGACCAGCCAGGAAAGACAGAGAGACGAUCUGAAGGCUGUGUGCUGGGUCACAAUGAGACGCGCACUUCUCAAAGGUACUACUGCAUCCCCCGCGCGGUGCCGCGACACCCGGCCGCAGUGUCCUGGCUGAGGGAGUUCCAGCGGCUCUUCGACUCCAUCCCCUGUGUGGAGGUGUGCGCUCUGAAGGAGCACCACGACCAGGUCCUGCACCUCAGCUUCUCGCACACCGGAUACCUCUUCGCCUCGUGCUCCAAGGACUGCACUGUCAAGAUCUGGAACAAUGACCUGGACAUCUCCCUGCUGCACAGCUCCAACAUGCGCGAGUUUAACUGGGGCUACACCCAGUUCUCCCAGUUCAACUCAGAUGACACCCUGCUGCUGGUGUCGGGCGUCUACGUCGGACGGCACCACUCCUCCUCGGGGGAGAUCGCAGUCAUCAGCCUCGAUGACUUCACCCUCCUGUCACGCGUCCGGAACAAGCCCUACGACGUGUUUGGCUGCUGGCUGAACGAGUCGCACCUGAUCUCGGGUAACCUGCACUGGAUCGGCAACAUCACCUCCUGCUCCGUGCUGUGGCUGAACAAGGCCUUCCAGGUGAGGGGGGAGGAAAGCCAGCCUGCGUUAACCGCUAGAGCCCAGCAGAGACCUGCAUGUAAUCCUGUUUCUGUUUAUCACUAGGGGCUACAGUGCUGUGGCGAACAAUACCUGUGUUUAAGCCAUGUGUUUGUAAGCUUGUCAAUAUUGGAAUCAGUAGAUGGAAACUCACUAACACGGCAACUGGAAUUCUGUACGCCCUCCACCCGUUUACAGACAUCAAAUUAGUACCCUUCCAGUGACCUCUCGCUCUCUGACUU